This is a messenger RNA of Tripterygium wilfordii, 3195 nucleotides long. Its product is annotated as nucleolar protein 14. Bases 102 to 2915 code for a protein of 937 amino acids. Gene Ontology annotation, cellular component: nucleolus; Noc4p-Nop14p complex; small-subunit processome. Gene Ontology annotation, biological process: maturation of SSU-rRNA. The record is from RefSeq and is a predicted model, not a curated record. The transcript is spliced from 14 exons. Lineage: Eukaryota; Viridiplantae; Streptophyta; Magnoliopsida; Celastrales; Celastraceae.
CUCAUACCAACUUCUCUACCUUCAACCCCAAAAGCCGCAACUCUGCGGCAGAAGAAAACCCCCCUCAAAACCCUAACUCUUCCAAUCUGUAAGCUGCAACAAUGGGAAAAACCCCGAGCAAGAAGGGCAACAAGAAAAAGAGUAAGAUGAAGACAGGUCCGGAAGCUGUGGCUAUGAAAGCCAAAACUCCAAAACCGAACCCCUUUGAGACCAUCUGGUCACGCCGUAAAUUUGACAUUAUCGGCAAGCAACGCAAGGGCGAGCAGAAACGCGUCGGCCUUGCUCGCUCCCUUGCCAUCGAGAAGAGGAAGAAGACACUGUUGAAGGAAUAUGAGCAGAGCGGCAAAGCAUCAGUCUUUGUAGACAAGCGAAUUGGGGAGCAGAAUGAGGCUUUAGGCGAGUUUGAUAAGGCCAUUAUACGGUCCCAGCGUGAACGUCGGUUAAAAUUGAACAAGAAGAGCAAGUAUACUUUAUCAGAUGGAGAAGAAGACGAUUUUGGCUUUCCUGGCCUCGGUCCUCAUUCAGAAAGGGAUGAUUUUGACAAUGAAUUGCUUUCUGAUGAUGACAAUUAUGAUGGUGCAGAAGCAUCUGAAAAGAAGUCGACCAUCUUUAAGCAGCCUAAUGGUAAUGCUAUACAGAAUCCUGGGGAAAGAGAUCGGAUCGAAGGGGAUGAAAAUAAGCAAAAGAGCAGGAAGGAAGUAAUGGAAGAGGUCAUUUUGAAGAGCAAAUUUUUCAAGGCACAAAAAGCUCAACAUAAGGAAGAAAAUGAACAGUUGAUGGAGGAUUUAGAUAAGAGCUUCACAUCCUUAGUGCAUUCUCAGGGUCUACUGUCUUUGACUGAACCAGGGAAGAUGAAUGCCUUGAAGGCUCUUGUGAACAAGGGCAUUCCAAAAGAGCUUGCGAAGAAGGAUGAAUUAACUGUUCCUCAGAAAGUAGGAACUCAGGAACAACCUGAUUCUUAUGAUAAACUUGUCAAAGAGAUGGUACUGGACAUGCGUGCUCGCCCAUCCGACAGGACAAAGACUCCUGAAGAGAUUGCCCAGGAGGAGAGAGAGCGAUUAGAGCGACUCGAGGAAGAACGUCAGAAGAGAAUGGUUGCCAAUGAUGACUCCAACUCCAGUGAUGAAGACAAUGAAGAUGUUGAAAAACCAUCUGCGAAGAAGCCACGGUCAAUUUCAGGAGACGACCUGGGUGAUUCCUUUGUGCUUGAUGACGAUCGUGGAACUAAGAAAGGUUGGAUCGAUGAGAUUCUUGAAAGAGAUGAUGCAGAUCCUGAAAAUGAUGAUGAUGGUUCUUCUGGGGAUUCAGAAAGUGUUGAAGAUGAUGAUAAUGAAGAAAGAUCUGAUGAGGAUGAAGAUGAAGACAAUGAUCAUGAUGAAAAGGCUCUAUCCCUGAAGGAUUGGGAACAAAGUGAUGACGACAAUCUUGGCACAGAUUUGGAAGAUGAAGAAGAUAAUGAAAAUGAAUGCGAUGAUGAGCCAGAGAUAAAGCCAAGGGAGCAUAAAAAGUCUAAUAACAUUGAUGCUGUUGAAGUUAGGCCUGGUGUUAGAGAGUCUUUGGAUGGGAAAGAAAUUAAAGCAUCUGCUGUUGACAUUCCCUAUUUAAUUGAAGCUCCAAAGAGCUUUGAGGAACUUUAUGCACUGUUGGAAAACUGCUCUAAUGCUGAUGUUCUCGUUGUUAUUAACCGUAUUCAGGCAAGCAAUGCCAUAAAGCUUGCUGCAGAAAAUCGGAAGAAAAUGCAGGUGUUUUAUGGCAUUCUAUUGCAGUAUUUUGCUGUUUUAGCAAAUAAGAAGCCCUUAAAUUUUGAGUUGUUAAAUUUGUUGGUCAAGCCCUUGAUGGAAUUGAGUGCAGAGAUCCCAUACUUUGCUGCAAUAUGUGCUCGUCAGCGAAUAUUACGUACCCGCGCUCAGUUCUGUGAGGAAGUUAGAAACCCAGAGAACGGUUGUUGGCCUUCAUUGAAAACAUUGCUUCUCUUGAGGUUAUGGUCUAUGGUUUAUCCAUGCUCUGACUUCCGUCACGUGGUCAUUACCCCAGCAUUACUAUUGAUGUGUGAAUAUCUGAUGCGUUGCCCCAUAUUGUCGGGUCGCGAUGUUGCCAUCGGUUCUUUCUUAUGUUCUAUGAUUCUCAAAGUUGUUAAACAAUCUCGGAGGUUCUGUCCUGAAGCCAUAAUGUUUCUCCAGACUUUGCUAAUGGCAAUUACUGACAGAAAAGGAGUAUCCAAUCAGGAGUCUCAGCAGUUUUAUCGUAUGGAAUUAAAAGCACUUAGGCCCCUGCUGUACAUGCAUGACCGCAUAGAUGACGUCAGUUCUCUUAAUUUCGUCAUGCUAAUGGAGUUACCUGAGGACUCUUCUUUUUUCAGCUCCGACAAUUUCAGGGCUAGCGUGCUGUUAACCACGAUUGAAACGCUAAGAGGAUUUGUUGAUACAUAUGAAGGAUUCAAUUCAUUCCCUGAAAUUUUCUUGCCAUUUUCUAUGUUACGUGAAGUGGCUGGGCAGGAAAACAUGCCAGAAGCUUUACAAGAUAAGUUUAAGGAUGUUGCUCAGCUCAUUGAGAAGAAAGUUGAUGAACAUCACAUGCUUCGGCAACCUCUUCAAAUGCGAAAGAAGAAGCCAGUGCCUAUCAAAUUAGUCAAUCCAAAGUUUGAAGAAAACUUUGUUAAGGGUAGGGACUAUGACCCAGAUCGUGAGAGGGCUGAGCGAAGAAAGUUGAGAAAACUCCUCAAACAGGAAGCCAAAGGGGCAGCUCGAGAAUUGCGUAAGGACAAUUAUUUCUUGUUCGAAGUGAAGGAGAGAGACAAGGCACGACUGGAGGAAGAAAGAGCAGAGAAAUACGGGAAAGCUCUUGCUUUCCUACAAGAACAGGAACAUGCUGCUAAAUCUGGACAACUUGGAAAGGGCAAGAGGAGAAAACGAUGAAGUUUAAUUAUUAAGUUUCGAUUUACAGUCUUCCUCAGAAUUAUUAUAGUUUUGCUGGUGCAUAGUUUAGUAGUUGUGGCAGUCCCUGUUUUGUUAUUCACCAGAGUGUCUUUAGGACAACAGACUUUACAAUACUCAGCUGCACUCUCUUUUGGUGUUUCAUCCCUUUGUCUGAAGCAAUAUGGAUGAAUGACACAAGUUUCCAGAGUGCAAUUUUGUGUAAACUUAAUUAUACUGCCUCAAAUUUUAAGAAAACUGCAUUCUCUCUUUUCCUCUAAAA